Messenger RNA from Anopheles merus, 1160 nucleotides. RefSeq names its product larval cuticle protein A2B-like. The coding region runs from base 492 to 1103 and encodes 203 amino acids. NCBI's taxonomy places the organism in Eukaryota, Metazoa, Arthropoda, Insecta, Diptera, Culicidae. The transcript is spliced from 2 exons. The record is from RefSeq and is a predicted model, not a curated record. Gene Ontology annotation, cellular component: extracellular matrix.
UUGUGUUUCGCAAAUCACUGCAUCCUGCAGCAGAGAGUCAAGGGCCGUUAAUCGCAAUAUUGUUUCUGUUUUUUUUUACGAUGCUACAUUUUUAACUUACUAUGAAUCUGUUAAUACUUACCAUUUUAUGAAAUGCAUACAUCAAACAAAAUCUAAUGUAGGUACUAGUUAACAGAAAAGUAGGUACUUUCCAAUUAGACAGUGGAUCAUAUUUCAUAAAUUUGUAUUAACUGAUAUGGGCGUGUGUCUAUAUUGAGAAUAUUGUGUCUCAUUUAUUGCGCCACCAACAUGUCGUCAAUAAAAGUGAAUUGCACAUUACUGUUGCUGCAGAUCAAUUUUGGCUAGUAAAAGUAGUGCAGUUUCGCGGUAGCCUUGUCUCAAGGACGUAGAGAGUAGCGGUUUCAACUCUAAUAUCCUGAGUAUAAAAGGCGUUGGUCACGAUAUUAUACGUCACAGUCAAACCUUAACGAGUAAACAAUCCAGCUCCAAUAAUGGCGUUCAAAUUCGUUCUACUCGCUAAUCUGGUAGCUGCCGCCAGCGCUGGUCUGCUUCCUGUGGCCCAUCAUGGAUCGAUCGCUACCUCGCACUCCACCAUUCAACACCAUGCUGCUCCCGCUAUCCAACAUGUCGGAUCGGUCCACACCGCUCCGGCUAUCUACCAGCACUCGGCCCCGGCUAUCGUCAAGACCAUUGCUCAGCCCACGAUCAUCAAGUCUGUAGAGCACCACGCUCCGGCCAACUACGAGUUCUCGUACUCCGUUCAUGACGAGCAUACCGGAGACAUCAAGAGCCAGCACGAAACUCGCCACGGAGACGAAGUCCACGGACAGUACUCGCUGUUGGACUCCGACGGUCACCAGCGCAUCGUCGACUACCAUGCUGAUCAUCACACCGGAUUCAACGCCGUCGUGCGCCGUGAGCCCUCGGCUGUGAAGAUCGCUCAGCCCGUGCACAAGGUGAUCGCCCAGGCCGUGCAUGUGUCCAGCUAUGCCCAUGCUCCAGUAGCUCACGCCACUGUCCAGCACCACCAUGCUGCCCCGAUCGCGCACUCAACCUCCAGCAUCGUCCAUGGACCGAGUCAUCUGAGCCAUCAUCAUUACUAAGCGUUAAUUCAAAGCUAGUUUAAUGUGCUGUUUAGGUUGAAUGCUAAUAAAGUAAGU